AUGAUUGGUCAAGAUCCACAGCCAAUCAGUUCUGAAGAUUCUAUCAAGAAAUUUGAGACCAGGAUGACACCAAACCAUCUCUUCCAACUCAUCACUGAAAUCAAUAAACCAACAGAUCUUAAGGAAGAGCCAAAUGCGAUAGACUAUCGCCAACUACAAAGGCAGGCUAUCAGAGAUAUGGGAUUCGGCGCCUUGCUGGAUCUUAAAAUCAAAAAUAUUCCAACAUUAUGUAGUUUUCUGGCAAACAAUUUCCAGACCGGUGCGAGACAAGUCCCAUUGAAUGGGAACAAUGUACUGAAUAUCAAACAGGAAGAUGUUAUUGCUGUACUUGAUCUUCCUCGUGGACCCAAACCAGUGGAAGAAUUCAAACAGAAUGAUCCCGCUAUAACGAACCACGCUGAGAUGGUGGAUGCAUUCAAGAAAAGAAUGGGAUACAGUAAUAAAUUCCUGCCAACGAGAUCCAGAGCGGCACAAUUAAUUGCUGGUCGAAAAGAUUUUGGUGAUGACUUCAAACGAGAUUUCCUGGUCUUCAUUGUGAGCACAUUCCUACAUGGAAACACCACAUCCAGGAUCACAAUGAACAUCCUGAAGUCCCUCAAGAACAUCAAUGAAGUGACACAAUACAAUUGGUGUCAAUAUGUGAUUGAUGCACUGGUGAAAGGAUGCAAAAGUCACCACGAUGGGAAACCAUUCACCAGACCAAUCACUUUUUUCCUGUUGUGCUACCUUGACAGGUGUGAGUAUGAGAGAGCACAUUCGAGGUCAUUCCCUGUGAUCAAAUCUUGGGAUCAAAAGAUGCUGGACGAUAGAUUAAGACUUGAGGGAAGCAAUUUCACAGAUGUCCAGACACUUGAACGUCUCAAGAAACCGUCAUCAGCAGCAUCCCGAGAUGAACAACCAGAGGCGAAAUCACAUGAGGAUAUACAGGCCAACCCCAACACACAACAAGACCUUGCUGCUCUUCAUGAAAAAUUCUACCAAUUGAUUAUCACGAUUAACAAAACUGUUUUAGACAUACGUGAGAAGGAAAUGGAGUUAAAAAUUGAACCAGAUGAACAAGCAAAGCAAACAAUCAAGAUCCUAACAGAUGCAAUGGUGUCGAUGAGUAGAAAGAUGCCUCCGCCUUCAGACAUUGAAAUUGACAAAGCACAGGGACAGGAGCAAUUGAGCCAGACAAAUGAUGAAGCUUCUCUGGGGAAAUCCGUGCCUACUUCAAAAGAAAUGGUGGUUGAUGAACAACAAACUCAACCACAAGGGGCACAGGGACUGGAUCAAUUGAGCCAGACAAAUGAUGAGGCUUCUCUUCCAGUGGGGAAAUCCAUGCCUACUUCAAAAGAAGUGGUGGUUGAUGAACAACAAACUCAACCACAAGAAAAGAAGAGAUCCCAUCAAGAUUCCACCGGCCGAGAUUUAGGUGUGACAUCCACCUAUACCAAAAGUCAGGAAGACAGUUACGAGACAACCCAGGAGAAGAACACUGAGGAUGAUAUCACAGGAAGUGUUGAUUUGGAUAAAGAUGUCAAUGAGACUAUAGAAGCAGAAGAAUAUCCAGUAUCAUCUGCACUCGACGAAACAAAGAAUCACACUCCUUCCAUCGAUGAAAUCAUAAGAAGGGCCAGUGCACCAGCUUCAGAAUCAUUAAGUGAUACCAAAAAACUAGAGAUGAUUGCCGCUGCUGUAGAACAAGUUGAGAAGAACUCAAAGGUGGUUGAAGCAGUCCCUUUAAGCAUAAUUCCACCCGAUUGGAAUAUUGCUUCUACCAUGGGUGGUCUACUGAUGCUGGAGAAAAAUGAGUGUACCACGCCACCGCCUGCAAUCUCAAAGAAAGCUGAUGAGCUUGAUGAAGAGUUAACAAAGACAGUGGAAAAGAUCCUCAAUGAAAAACCUAAGAGGAGAAAUCCACCAAGAGUCCACCGGUUGCCCGAACGGUUCAGGUUGCCGUUCAUGCUGCAGAAGAUAAACAAGAAAAAAUUCAUACAGUGGAUAGAGGAGAAGAAGAAAAUGACCCAAGAAGAAGCCCUGUUGAUAGACUUCGCUCUCUUGCAGAGACAAGAAGAAAUAGUUAAAUCAGGGAAUUUCUUGUUUGAAUUUGGACAAAUCGUUUGGGCAGACAUGGCAGCAUUCUAUUCCAUGAGGGAAGGGACAUGGAUAAAAAACAGCAUCAUAGAUGCUUGGGCUGUCAUCCUAAACAAAGAAGAAGCUAAAAGUGACUCCCCAAGACGGAUAUUCUUUGGUGUUUCCUCAUUUGAUACAAUCAGUCGAUACUAUCAACCAGGUAGUAACAAAGAGGAAAUAGAGUUCACAUUCUAUGAGAAGUUGGCUCUUGAACUAGAAGAACAAGGCCUCAGUGUAGCAUCCCUAAUAGCGGCAAAAGCUAUCUACUUCCCAGUACACUACCGAGACCAUUACUUUUUGUAUGUGUUGUUGGUUGAAGAAAAGAAUGUGCUUGCCCUCAACAACAUUCAUGCAAGAGAUCUGGACUACUACAAGUCAACAAAAGAUCUACUUUUUCGGUUCUUCAAAAGCUACAUUGCAUGCGUGUUUUCACGCAUAGAACUGGUCAGUGCUCAGUAUACCUUCACAGAGGUUACGCUACCAUCGCAUAAGGACAAAACGCCGAAUGCGGAAGAUUGUGGAAUAUACACAAUGCACCACAUGGAGCGGUAUGAUGGUGGUGAGUACAAGGAUGAGAGGAAGGACACUACUAAUAUGGUAAAGCAAGGCCUUCUCAAGCUGUUGGAGUCAAUUGAUGAAAUUUUACUAGGUGCAGAAGUGAUUGUUGAACCGGAACAAGUGACUCAAAAUGAAGAGUUGGUUCAAUCCAGUGAUCCUGAAUUAAAUCACAAUAGAAUCAACAUUGGGGAACUGGAGAAAGUUAAAGGUAUUAAAGUAAGGACAAAACUUACAUCAAGUAAGAGAUUAAAGAGUGGUCUAGAGAAGAAUUCAAGCAAAAAAAGGCCAGUUAAGAAAAACAAGACGUCUUCUAGGACAACUUCACCAACCAUGCCUUCAAAUAAUCAGCAAGUUCAACCACUUGAUGUUGCCACUGAUAACACGCAUAUGGCCUACACACAUCAAUAUCCUGUGCUGCAAUCAAGUGUUCAGUUUGCAUAUGUUAUAACUGAAACUAGAAUUGAAGUUCUCAUGGAUUCUUUGAAUGAGGUCCACUCUUCAGUGAUACAAAAACAUGGCAGUCAGAAAUCCACAUUACAAUUCAUAUAUAUCAUUGUCCUUUUUUGUGUCAUUCCCGGUUGGCCGCAAAUGUCUUUCACGGAGACAGUUCGUCUGAAAGUAUACUGGAAUACUACUUAUACAACUGAACCUGAUGGGACUAUCAUGGUACAGCGGGAUGCGCCGGAUGGUUAUCUUAUCAUUGAUAGUAUGUUAGAUUUCUCGGAACUUGUUGAUAAGGUAUGUGGUGUGAUGGAAGUUGAUAGAGAAGGGCUGUAUAUUGAUUUUUCUUUGGUAUGGACGGAGAGGUCAGGAAAAAGGUCUUGUGUGCACAUUAAUGAUGAUAAUACUGUUCGGUUCAUUUAUCUUUGUGCUAAUAAAUGGCCAGAAUUGUACCCUGAAAAUGUUGAGAGAACAGGCCUUGUUUCUGCAAGUACAUCUGGCCAGGAUAUUGGUGCCAGCACUAGUGGUGGUAGAACAGUUGAAGGCAAUGAAGAUAGAGAUGAAGAUGAAGAUAAAGAUAAAGAUGAAGAUGCAGAUGAAGAUGAAGAUGGCGGGGGUGUCGAAAGCAGUGAUGAUGAGUACGUCCCAUCGGAUGAGGACUCAGAUGACGACACUGAUUUUGAGUCAUCUUCUUCAGUCCCAUAUGUUUUCAACGACAUAAGUGGAUGGGACAAGACUUUAGAGGAAGUAGAUUGUGAUGGGAUUAAAAUGUGGGAUGGCAAUCCGUUGACGCUAGGCCUUGAUAUACAUUUCGACAGCAAGCCUGAGGCACAAGCGGCAGUGGGAGAAUAG
Oldenlandia corymbosa var. corymbosa is the source of this 3966-nucleotide messenger RNA. NCBI's taxonomy places the organism in Eukaryota, Viridiplantae, Streptophyta, Magnoliopsida, Gentianales, Rubiaceae. The record is from the annotation of a GenBank genome assembly.